ACGACAUCUAACAAAAUAAAACCCAAUAUUCGACCUCAGAGGGACCCGAAAUGAGGAAAUGGCGUUCAUCGCUCCGUCUUUGACGGUAACAUCACACACAUAUAGAGCUGUAUAUCCAAUCAUCAUCAGUCGAAUAGUUGGGUUAUUUAUAGCUGUCCAAAAGAGGACUAGAAACAGCAAUAAAAGGAAAAGCGCCGAGAAGAAAACAAAAACCACCAAUAGUAAGCGACCGUAAGCGACCGUAAGCGACCUUAGUACAUGAUAUCCGGUUGGACCAAUCGGAUGUGUGAUACUACAUAAAGUAACACAAAUAUCCUGGAGGCAUUGUGGUUAUGGCAAUUGUAUUGCCAGCGAGGCCGUUGUCGA
Aspergillus glaucus CBS 516.65 is the source of this 366-nucleotide messenger RNA. RefSeq lists its product as uncharacterized. The transcript has a single exon. The record is from RefSeq and is a predicted model, not a curated record. Bases 59 to 235 code for a protein of 58 amino acids. NCBI's taxonomy places the organism in Eukaryota, Fungi, Ascomycota, Eurotiomycetes, Eurotiales, Aspergillaceae.